AUGUACGCUCGCAUUGGCACGGCCUCACUGCUGGCGCUGCAAGAGUCCGGUGGCAGCUUCCUCAACGUGGAGCGCCUCAAUGUGGAGAAGUACGCAAAGAUGGAGACGGUGGCCAAGUCGCUCUUUGAGUACAUCUUCCACAACCAGGGCAACAUUCGGGUGGCGCUCAAUCUGGCGACGAGAGCGGCUGCAGAGGCAAAGCACAAGGACUGGUGGUGGAAGGCCCACAUUGGCAAGUGCUAUUACAAGCUGGCGUUGCUUCGCGACGCAGAGAAGAACUUCCGUGAGGCGCUCGCCUACGCCGAUGUCUCCGUUGACAUUUUUGUCUGGCUGGGCAAGGUGUACAUCCGCCUGGACCAGCCGCUGGCAGCGCUGGACAUUUACAAGCUAGGCCUGGAGCGUCACCCCAAUGAGACGUUGCUGCUGCGUUACGCAGCACGCAUUCACGAGACGAUGGGCGAGAUGGACGAGUCAAUCAGUCUCUUCCGAUCCAUCCUCUCCUACGACGCCAUCGACAUUGAGGCAAUUGCCUCCAUUGCGCUGAAUGAGUUCUACGGCGACCAGCCGGAGAUUGCCCUGCGCUACUACCGCCGCCUCCUGCAGAUGGGCAUCUUCAAGGCGGAGAUGUACAACAACAUUGCCCUGUGUUGCUUCUACGCGCAGCAGUACGACAUGGUGGUCACCUGCUUUGAGCGAGCGCUCAUGUUCGCCGACACCGACGAGAUGAUCGCCGACAUCUGGUACAACAUUGGCCACGUGGCGCUCGGCUCGGGCGACCGCCAGUUUGCGCUGUACUGCUUCCGACUGGCCAUUACCUCCAACAAUGACCACGCAGAGGCGUACAACAACCUGGGCGUUCUCGAGGUGACCAAGGGCGGACAAGACCGGGCACACUCGGCGAACACCAUCAAUGUGCAGCAGGCAAAGUCCUACUUUCAGUCGGCCGUCAACUCGGGAUCAUUUCUGUAA
This is a messenger RNA of Rhagoletis zephyria (snowberry fruit fly), 969 nucleotides long. The record is from RefSeq and is a predicted model, not a curated record. NCBI's taxonomy places the organism in Eukaryota, Metazoa, Arthropoda, Insecta, Diptera, Tephritidae.